Salvia miltiorrhiza (redroot sage) is the source of this 1864-nucleotide messenger RNA. Its product is annotated as putative E3 ubiquitin-protein ligase XBAT31. Bases 339 to 1649 code for a protein of 436 amino acids. The record is from RefSeq and is a predicted model, not a curated record. Gene Ontology annotation, biological process: protein targeting to chloroplast. NCBI's taxonomy places the organism in Eukaryota, Viridiplantae, Streptophyta, Magnoliopsida, Lamiales, Lamiaceae. The transcript is spliced from 8 exons. Gene Ontology annotation, cellular component: chloroplast outer membrane. Gene Ontology annotation, molecular function: chloroplast targeting sequence receptor activity; protein binding.
AUGAGAAGAAGAGCGUGAUCGAUUUUUCAGUUAAUAAAAAUCGAGAUUCCAGCAUUAGGUCAAAAAUCGAAUAUUUUAAUUUGAUUGGCUUUAAUCCGGAAAGUCCGUAUAAUUUUUCGAGGUGCCCUAAAUUAAAUCCGCAAUCUGCCCGAAAACGCAGAAAGUUGGUGCCCGGAAUCCUGCGGGCAGCCCAAACUCCAAUACCUUUCCUACUUUUCAUCGCUUGUGUCCCCUCCGUUCCACUAUCAUCACACAUUCACUCCCAACAGCAGCGCCACCACCACGCCGCCCUUCCUCCGCCGUGGUGGGUGGCCGAUCGUGAAUGCGAGUCUCGGAAAAUGGGGCAGGGCCUCAGCUGCAGUGAGCUCGAAGACACUGAGCUGUUCAACGCAGUUCAAAACGGAGAGGUCGACACCGUCCAAGCGCUUGCCGCCCAAGACCCAAAUUUGUUGACGCUCAAAACCGUUCACGGACGCCUCUCCGCGCUCCACGUGGCAGCUGCGAACGGGCGGGUGGAGGUACUCUCUGUUCUUUUAGAUCGGUUUGGGAAUCCAGAUAUCUUGAAUCGGCACAAACAGACUCCAUUGAUGUUAGCUGCAAUUCAUGGCAAGUCCUCGUGCGUGGAAAGGCUUAUUCAAGCAGGAGCUAAUGUUUUGUUGUUUGAUACAUUAUGUGGGAGAACCUGUUUGCAUUAUGCAGCUUAUUAUGGUCACUCAGAUUGCCUCCAAUUGAUCCUUUCCGCUGGCAAUUCUACCCCUGUUGCUCAAUCUUGGGGAUUUUCAAGAUUUGUUAAUAUAAGAGAUGGCAGUGGUGCAACCCCGUUGCACUUAGCUUCCCGGCAAAGGCGCUCAGAAUGCGUUCACAUUCUAUUAAGCAGCGGGGCGCUGGUUUGUGCUUCCACUGGUGGAUAUAGCUAUCCUGGUAGCACACCUCUGCAUCUGGCUGCUCGCGGAGGCUCAUUGGACUGUGUUCGGGAAUUGCUUGCCCGCGGUGCUGAUAGACUUCAAAGAGAUUCUUCUGGGAGAAUACCGUAUAUGGUUGCUGUGAAGCACAAACAUGAUGCGUGUGCUGCUUUGUUGAACCCUUUGGCCCCAGAGCCUCUAACUUGGCCAUCACCAUUGAAGUUCAUUAGUGAGCUCAAUCCCGAUGCAAAAUCCUUGCUGGAGAAAGCCCUGAUCGAAGCCAACAAAAAGAGAGAAAAGGCAAUCUUGACCGAAACACCAUGUACUGCUCAACCACUCCCAGAUUCCGUAGGAAUUGAUGAUGAAUUUGAGGGUGGAGAUGCGGAGCUAUGCUGCAUUUGCUUCGAGCAGGUGUGUACAAUUGAGGUGCAAAACUGCAGUCAUGAGAUGUGUGCCCAUUGUGUUCUAGCCCUCUGCUGUCACAGCAAACCUAAUUCCUCUUCCAAGAUUCCUGUCUGCCCCUUCUGCCGAAGCAGCAUCACUCGACUAGCUGUCGCCAAGACCAAAAUCGACACCAAAAUCGAGUUGGAGCCUACUACUGCAAAGCCAAGAACAAGAAUAUCAGUUAAUCUUGGUGAAGGGAGCAGCAGCUUCAAGAGUUUGUCGUCGCUGAGCUCGUUUGGGAGGUUAGGACGCAGCUCCGGGAAGGUUGCUGCAGAAUGCAACCACGAGACCCAUAAGCCAUGAUACCGUCUUCCAUUGACUCCAACGUCACUUGAGAAGUAAAUAACCAAGAACCUGCACAUCUAAUAUGAGGUAUUUUUCAACCGGAAUAGAAUUUGAGGAGCAAAAUUGUUGAGCUCGUAAUUACCUCAUCAUUUCAAUUAGUUGCUUAAUAUAAAUUCAUUUUGUACUAAUAUCUGAUGACAAGAUUUGAAAAUUUGAUGGGCAUUUCUACUGAA